This is a messenger RNA of Exophiala viscosa, 1518 nucleotides long. Its product is annotated as Alpha/Beta hydrolase protein. Gene Ontology annotation, molecular function: hydrolase activity. The record is from RefSeq and is a predicted model, not a curated record. The transcript has a single exon. NCBI's taxonomy places the organism in Eukaryota, Fungi, Ascomycota, Eurotiomycetes, Chaetothyriales, Herpotrichiellaceae. The coding region runs from base 189 to 1289 and encodes 366 amino acids.
UGAGGCGUAAGGCUGGAUACAUCAUCGGACAUUCUUGUCGGGACCACACGGCGUCCGCACCCUCAGGAGGGCCUUGAUUCGAAAUGACCACGGCACGCGUUCGGAUUUUCUUUUAUCAGGCGAGCCUCAAUGCUCAACCCUCGGAAUAAGGCUACCGCUCUGCGACUGUUGCCAUACCCGGAAUCACUAUGCCCUCCGCACCACCCUCAACAACCGCCGAGAUUCUAGAAACGGGCACUAUCGACCCAGCCUUUGCCGCGGCCCUCGAGUCCGAGCCCAUCCCAGCAGGCACAAGCUACAGCCUCGCCGACCUCAAACAACAGAGCGCAUCAGCCCUGGCAUCUCUCCAACAACGCCUCUCAGCCUCACGACCUCCGGACAUAACUGAAACUCAACAUUUCAUCAGCCUCCGCGACAACUACCCAUCCCGCAUAAUCAUAUGCCAUUCAACAUCCGCCCUCGAAAGCACCACUCCGGCCCCUCUAAUUGUCCUCUUCCACGGCGGCGGGCAUUGCGUCGGGCAUCCGGAGAACGAACUCCCACUCGCCCGCGAACUGGCGUCGCCACAUUCAGCGAUCGUGAUCUGCGCAUCAUACCGGCUCGCGCCAGAAUUCCCAUUCCCCUUCUCCAUCUGCGACGCUUGGGAAACGCUGGAAUUCGCGGCCAGUGAGUCACGCAAGUCGAACUCCGCCAUCCUCCCGCGCUGCACGGACGCGCGAACGGGCUUCAUCGUCGGCGGAACCUCGUCCGGAGCUAAUCUCGCUGCAUCACUGGCUCAUCUUGCGAGAGAUCAUAACUUGUUUCCACCACUGACUGGACAAUUCCUGUGCGCGGGGUCGUAUAUCUCGAGUAUGAACGUCCCUGCGAAAUAUAAGGAUCAGUAUCUCAGUUUCGAGCAGAAUCGGAAUGCGCCGAUGUUGGAUGAGGCGACGUUCAAAAUGUUCAGGGAAGCGUUCAAGCCGGACUUGUCGAGUAAACUGUAUGCGAGCUUUGAUCAGCAUCAUCCUCUUGAUGAAGGCAUGAGAUCUGUGCGGCAUGGGCAUCUGGGGGUUGCGCCGGCUUAUUUCCAGGUUUGUGGGAUGGAUAUGUUCAGGGAUGAUGGUUUGAUCUAUGAGAGGGUGUUACGCGAGGAGUGUGGUGUGUCUACACGGUUGGACUUGUACGCUGGGUGGGGGCAUGGUUGGUGGUCUUUAUCUCCGGAGCUGGAGAUGAGUAGGAAAAGGAUGAGCGAUGCUGUUGAUGGGGUCGGAUGGCUGUUAGACGAGGGCAAGAAGAAAGAUGGCUGUUAGCUGGUGAUAUGUGAUUCAUGUCUUGCCGUCGCGAGUUGUCGGCGGAGAACAAGAUGGCGGAAGAGAUACCCACGGUUGAUGAAUAAAUGAGGAAAUAUUACAGUAUUCGCUCCGAGCAGAGGCGUGAUGCAUGAUUGAGCAGUUCUUUCCAUAUGAACGUACUGCAUAGUGUGACUCUUUCACAGAAUGCAUGCUUCGUCGGGACGGGCGAGACAAGAGCGUUGCCACG